AUGAAGUUCUCUUCCACCAUCCUCGAGGCCCUCAGCCACCAUGCCAAGAAAACCCCUGACCAGGUUGUCUUCACCUGGGUUGACAUCAAGUGUGUGGAACAAAACAAGAUGACAUUCAAACAAGUCGAAGACCGAUCCAAUGCAGUGGCUGCUCGACUCCUCAAACUGGGAUGUGAAAAGGGAGACCGUGUCAUGAUUGCCUAUCCCUUUGGCCUCGAGUUCUUGGCUGGCAUGUUUGGUGCUGAAAGAUUGGAUCGUCCCCUGCUCCAUUUAUCCGCCAAACCCCAAUCAGCUUAA
Molecule: messenger RNA, 297 nt
Organism: Seminavis robusta
Lineage: Eukaryota; Bacillariophyta; Bacillariophyceae; Naviculales; Naviculaceae
Source: the annotation of a GenBank genome assembly